AUGUUUUCUCUGAAACGACUGAGAUCUCCUUCUCCAGAGGAUGAACCAAGAGGAGAAAACAGGAUUUUUAAGACGACAGUUCGUGAGAGAGGCGCCACACCCAGCUCUGAUCCCAACACGGACAUGGCAGAGGUACGUGAUUCGAAUCCAAACUCUACUGACCAACUCUUACGAGAAAUUUUGAACAAAGUAUCCGGCCUGGAAAAUUUAUAUAAGAAAGUUGAUAUUAUUUCUCAGAAAGUUAUCAGCAUUGAAAGGAAAGUAGAAGCAUUGGAUACAAGGAUCAUAGAUUUAGAGCAGGGUUUUGAGUUCAUUGAAACAGAAGUUAUGGAUUUGAAACGGCAAGUUGAAGAAAUGAAGGAAAUGAAAGCGGAUGUGAAAUAUGCAAAUGAGUUAAAGCGGAAUGUUGUUGAUCUCGUGAAUAGGAGCAAGAGGAAUAACGUCGUACUCCAUGGAAUUCCGGAGGGAGUCGAAGGUGACGCGCAUGACUGCUCGCAUUUCGUCAAGGAAUUCUUCGAUACGCAUAUGAAUGUUUCCAACGUAGAGGUCGAAAGAGCACAUAGAACGCCGGGUGGAAGAUCUAGACAAAGAGAUGCAACCAUGGCAACAGCACGCCCCCGUCCCAUUCACGUGAAGCUACUGAGAUUCAACGACCGAGAAAAGAUUCUGAAAAGGAGUGCUGCGCUGAAGGACGUCCGCAUACAAGAUAAGAAAAUAGGAAUUAGCGAUGAUGUACAUCCGGAGACACGCGAGGAGCACAAAAAGCUGAUGAUAAGAGUGAAGAAGCUAAGAGAAGAAGGAAAGUUUGCGUUCAUACCUAACUCCAUUCCCAGAGUAAUUAAGUACAAGGAAGGUGCUAAAGAUAGUCCAGGACCGUUGAAAACACUCCGCGUGACAGACUUACAAUAG
Messenger RNA from Lytechinus pictus (painted urchin), 909 nucleotides. RefSeq lists its product as uncharacterized. Gene Ontology annotation, cellular component: ribonucleoprotein complex. The transcript has a single exon. Bases 1 to 909 code for a protein of 302 amino acids. Gene Ontology annotation, biological process: retrotransposition. Lineage: Eukaryota; Metazoa; Echinodermata; Echinoidea; Temnopleuroida; Toxopneustidae. The record is from RefSeq and is a predicted model, not a curated record. Gene Ontology annotation, molecular function: single-stranded RNA binding.